AAAAUUUAUGAAGAGUAGCAUAUGUUGGGUAGAAUGAUAGGUUAUUAUUGCAGGAGGGGAAGAAUUUCGAUUUUUCGUUUCACUGGAGUUAACUACAGGACAACUAUUUUACGGUUGAGCGAUAAAAAGAUUUACUUAAAAUGCAGCGUGUUGGAAGUGGAAAACACGGAAGUAUAUUGGAUAAAUCGUUGAGCCGAGGCAAAACAGAGGUGAAUUUUUCUUCGUUUGCCCUAUUGUUUGCGGAAAUGAUCCGAUACGCGAAUAAUCGGUCUAAUACCGUUAGCGAUUUACAAGACAAGCUUUUAGGCUAUGGGAAAUUUGUUGGGAGUCGACUGUUAGAUGUCAUUGUGUUGCGAGAGAAAGGUUACAGACGUGAGGUUAAAUUAUUGAAUAUGUUAAUGUUUGUCAAGGGAACUAUCUGGAAGAAUUUGUUUAAUAAAGAAGCUGAUAAACUAGAGCGAAGUAAUGACGAUCCAUGCCAGUAUUUACUGAUUGAAAAGGAACCUAUUGUAAAUACAUACAUAUCCGUCCCGAAAGACAAAGGAAAUUUGAAUUGUGCAUCGUUUAUUGCUGGCAUCAUUGAAGCAGUUUUGGAGGCAAGCAAUUUUUCAUGUAAAGUUAGUGCACAUUGGCAUGAUGGUACCACUUAUAUAAUUCAAUUCGAUAGGCAUGUUAUUGCACGAGAAAAUGCACUUUUGGAAUUGACGCGAUAAUCUCUUGAUACAUUUUAUUAUAUAAUGAG
This is a messenger RNA of Loa loa (African eye worm), 742 nucleotides long. RefSeq names its product trafficking protein particle complex 5, variant. The transcript has 6 exons. The record is from RefSeq and is a predicted model, not a curated record. Lineage: Eukaryota; Metazoa; Nematoda; Chromadorea; Rhabditida; Onchocercidae. Gene Ontology annotation, cellular component: TRAPPII protein complex; TRAPPI protein complex; TRAPPIII protein complex. The coding region runs from base 141 to 713 and encodes 190 amino acids. Gene Ontology annotation, biological process: endoplasmic reticulum to Golgi vesicle-mediated transport.